AUGGCAAGCAAAGUUAAAGUUAAGGCUGGUAGAAGAACCAAUUCUUCAACGACAAAGAAUAGUAAAAGUUUGAUCGGAAGAAUUGAACCAGUAACAAGAUCAAAUAGAAACGCUACAACAGUUGAUUCUAAAAAGAAAUCAGGUAAUGCCAAGUCUAAGAAAACUUCUAAAGAUUUGAACUCUAUUUCAGUUAUUAAUGGGAAAUUGGUCUCAUCUGAUGAUAUAGGUAUCUUAUUAAGAAAAACUGCAAAGGAACUUAGUGCUAAGGAAAACAGAGAAAAGAAGAAAUCUAACUCUAAAGAUUCAGGUUCCAAAAAAAAGGGCUCCCUGUUUGGCGAUUCCUUAACUGAAAGGACUAUCAAAAUCGAACAAGCCCAACGUCACAAACAGAACUCGGGUGUAUUAUCACCACAAUUUCAAGAACAACUGAAGGAUCAGAUCAGAGCUCAAGUUCAAGCUUCCAUCGAAGCUCAAUUGAAAAAUGAUUUCACAAAUAGAGAUGAAACUAGAAUUUGGGGGGAUAGUUUUUCCACUGCUGAAUACAUAGACAGAGAAAGAAGACGUUCUGUGAAGAAACUUAGAGCAGAAAAAGCAUUUAGAGGAACCGCUGGUCUUCAAGCAAGAAUACCAACAGGUAACCGUAAAAUCAAAUCCAGAAAAGGUCCUUCCUUCUCAAAUCAACUAGUGAUCAGUACAGAAGUUAAUACAAAGGAUAAAGUAUUAAUGAUAUAUAAUUUGGCACUAGGGGUUAAGCAAGAUAAUUUGAAGAAAAUUCUACAAAAAUUAUCAGAAAUAUCCAUUUCGAGGGUAAAGGUAAGCGAUUUGCCAUCAGGUUCAGCUACCGCUUGCGUUUGGUUGACGAAACCAUCGAUAGAAUUACUAGAACAUUUCACUGAAAUUUUUGAUGGUGCAUUGGUUGACGGUAGAACUGUUAAAGUUACGAUUGCAUCGGACCCUUCUACUGGUAAUAGUCUGAAGUAUUGA
Messenger RNA from Vanderwaltozyma polyspora DSM 70294, 984 nucleotides. RefSeq lists its product as uncharacterized. The transcript has a single exon. The coding region runs from base 1 to 984 and encodes 327 amino acids. Gene Ontology annotation, molecular function: nucleic acid binding. The record is from RefSeq and is a predicted model, not a curated record. Lineage: Eukaryota; Fungi; Ascomycota; Saccharomycetes; Saccharomycetales; Saccharomycetaceae.